CAAUAUGAAGGAAGUGCUGAGUGAAGAUCUGAUUGGUGAGUUUCUAGAAGCCUUCUCUCUUUUUGACAGAGAUGGAGAUGGCUGCAUAACCAUGGAAGAAUUAGCUAGUGCAAUUAGAACACUAAACCAAAAUAAUCCUAGGAAGGAAGAGUUGCAAAUCAUGAUGAACGAAGUGGAUAUGGAUGGCAAUGGAACCAUAGAAUUUGGGCAGUUCUUGAAUCUUAUGGCUAGAAAAAUGAAGCAAACUGAAGUAGAAGAGGAAUUGAGGGAUUCUUUCAGACUGUUUGACAAAGACCAAGAUGGUUACAUAUCACCAACGGAGUUGUUGUCUGUGAUGAGAACUAUUGGAGUGAAGGUGACAGAAGAAGAACUGGAACAGAUGAUAAUAGUGGCUGAUUUGGAUGGUGAUGGUCGUGUUAAUUACCAAGAGUUUGUGAGGAUGAUGUCAGCUGUUUAA
Messenger RNA from Abrus precatorius (Indian licorice), 457 nucleotides. RefSeq names its product calmodulin-like. NCBI's taxonomy places the organism in Eukaryota, Viridiplantae, Streptophyta, Magnoliopsida, Fabales, Fabaceae. The record is from RefSeq and is a predicted model, not a curated record. Bases 5 to 457 code for a protein of 150 amino acids. The transcript has 4 exons. Gene Ontology annotation, molecular function: calcium ion binding; enzyme regulator activity.